Molecule: messenger RNA, 845 nt
Organism: Actinia tenebrosa (Australian red waratah sea anemone)
Lineage: Eukaryota; Metazoa; Cnidaria; Anthozoa; Actiniaria; Actiniidae
Source: RefSeq, a predicted model, not a curated record
UUAGGGGUCACGUAGUGAUUAUGGCGGAAAAAACCAGACCAAAAUCAAGACAAAAUGAAGAAGAAAGAACUAAAGAACAACAGGAAAAUGUUCUUGAGCUGAAUAUUGUAUAUAAAGGCAAAGAUUUUCGCUUAAGUUUUUCUCUUGAUGCGGACAAACAAACAAUUUGUAAAGAAAUCAAAAGACAGACUGGUGUUAAAGGAGCGUUCUACUUACAUUACGGUGACAGUUCCAACAACUAUUUGCACUCUUCCAGCCUUACUUUAGCAAACAUUUCCAAGCUCUCUGGAAGCUCUUUGGAAGUACGAGGAGGCGAUUGGAUCAACAAAGGAGGGGACUCCAUAUGGUACUACUUCAGUCAAACACUGAAGCCCAAUGUACAAGAGAGACUAACAAGACAGCAGUGGGUGCCAUUUGAUAACCCUCCUUGACACAACAUACAUACAACAAGCAUUUGGUACUACCAGCAACAAUUGCAGAUUGCAUAYGAUAGGACUUCAUAUGGGGAUACGAGAUACAUUUUGUUGGUAGAGUCAGCCUCAGUGGUUACAGGUAUCAGUAUUUUCUUUAACUUUGAAAGAGAGCUCAGAAUCAAAUGGAAAAAUGAGAAUGUGAACUCAUCAAACAAAACUUGUUCAAUUUAUGGAACAAAAAUAUUUAUUCAUUGAAAUUAUGAAUAAAAUGGUUCGUAUUGAAGUGGAAAAGUAAUCUAUUAUGUGAUUAGAAUUUCUGGCCAUUCACAUCAAAGACAGUUAUAACACUGAUUGACUUCAGAGUGAUUUCACUUAAUUAACCCUAACUUGUAGAUUCUGUGAUGAGUUAAAUAAAAACCACUCUAAAGAGUU